Messenger RNA from Chenopodium quinoa (quinoa), 822 nucleotides. RefSeq lists its product as uncharacterized. The record is from RefSeq and is a predicted model, not a curated record. Lineage: Eukaryota; Viridiplantae; Streptophyta; Magnoliopsida; Caryophyllales; Amaranthaceae. Gene Ontology annotation, molecular function: actin binding. The transcript is spliced from 6 exons. The coding region runs from base 166 to 606 and encodes 146 amino acids.
UUUGUUAGCCCAAAGCAAUGAAGCACUUUACUCCUAUAUUCCCUCUUUAACUCUUUCUCUUCUUGCUUGAAACUCCCACUACCCGGCACCGACUUUUGUCCGGAAACAUAAUCAACGGUGUUGGAUUUGGAUUUCUUCUUCACUAUCUUUUCUACUUGAUUAUGAAUGGAUUGGACUGCUGUUCAUAGAUUGUGGGAUAAAUGGGCACCUGAUAAUGUAGGUUCAGGGCAACCUUUAAAGGCUGCAUUACUUGUAAACUAUGAUCCUACAGGACCCUCACGCCUCUUAUCAACCAUUGCAGAGCAAGAAGGAUAUAGAGCAGAUCCUAUUGAACUAAGUCAGUUUGUAAACUUUGUAAAACGCAACAACUUGCAGACUGAGACCUUCCUCCUUGGACCAAAUGAAUACUUGGUAACUUCAAUUCAUGAGAACUGGUUUCAUGCAAGGUGCAUGAACACAGCAAAGCCCUCAGGUGAAGGUGUCGUGGUGAUGCAGACAGCAGCAUUUCUCUUGGUAGCUCUAUAUGAAGGUUCAAUAGGAUCUGCAUCGUGUGCUGUGACUACUGCUGAUCAGUUUGCAACUCAGCUAAGUCGAAAGAGCUUUUGACUUCAAAUUGUUAGGGUGAGCGCAGAAAUGCCAGCAUCUUUUAAGAGGGUUUAUUAGUGAGAAAAACAUUUUCCAAGAAAGGUGAUUUCCCAUUUUCUUGUAUUUGGUUUGGGAAGAAUGGGAAACAGGUUUCCCAAUUGUGAAAACUACAAGUAGUUAUCUACAGAGUGUAAAGCAUUUUUUUCUUUGUUAAGGGAAGCUAUUCUUUUUGUCUUA